UCCUUUUCUUUUAGUUCUCUGUCUGUUUCUUUCUAUUACCCUUUUCUUUUUCUUUUUACUCUCUGUUUCUUUUUUACAUUCUCUUUUCUUUGACUACUUUCCCAAUUUUGCCUUCUCCUCUUCUUUUAUCUUUUCUUCUUUUCCGGAUCCCAUUUUAACUUUCACUUCUUCAAUUCCAUGUAUAUUUUUUCUUAUCCUUCUUUUUUCCGUUUUUUCCUUUCUUUUCCUCCCUAUCUUCUUCGAUUACUUUUUUCUCUUCUUGCUCAAUGUCUAUGGAAUGGUGAUUAUGUUGUUUUGAAGGGUGAUUCUUCUUCCUCUUCUUCUUCUCCUCCUUCUUCUCUUCUUCCUCUUCUUGCUGUUAUUGUCCUUGUUGGCCUGUUUAUUUCUCAAAACGACGGGCUUUUUCUUCUCUCAGUAAUCUCCCAAUCUUUCCAAUUAUCCGAUAUGCAGGUAUACCGCAUGUCAUAUGCAAUGUUCACAGACGUAGCUCUGACUCUGAGCUCAGGGUCAGGGUCUGGGCCAGGGUAUACUACCUACUAGCUAGCUACAGUGUAGAUAAAUCCCAAGUAAUUUUUACACACUUUUAAAUCCCUUUUAGAGUAGUCGUAGUAGUAGUAGUAGUAGUAGUAGUAGUAGUAGUAGUAGUAAUA
Messenger RNA from Xylona heveae TC161, 650 nucleotides. RefSeq lists its product as hypothetical. The record is from RefSeq and is a predicted model, not a curated record. Bases 178 to 540 code for a protein of 120 amino acids. Lineage: Eukaryota; Fungi; Ascomycota; Xylonomycetes; Xylonales; Xylonaceae. The transcript has a single exon.